UUUCAGUUUUGGUAAUGACCUGUCUUGUUUUUAUUAAAGCUUUCUGUAUUUUAACUUGAUUAUGCAUUAUAGGCCACUAUGGAUGAGACUAAGUGUUCUACUCUAAGGAAUCUUAACUAGUAUAUAUUUUCAUGGAUAUACACUCCAGACAUUUAUUUUUUUGCUGAUUGACAUGUCUUAGACACUUAGAUUUUCUCAUAUAUUAUAAAAAAAAAAUGGGUUCUUGAUUUUUGAACUGAGCAAAGACAGACCAGUUAAAAGGCUCCAGAUACUCUAUGACAGAUUAUUUCAAUUUGUGUCAGUCGUAUGGAAUUGUAUUUCAGCCAUGUGUUAAAAAGAUCAAUAAUAAAAGUAAUAGGCUUGAUAAAAACAUUUUACUAAUUGUAUCUUGGAUGUCGUUACAAAUCUUGAACUUAUCCGAGAUGAAUUUUUAUAUUUCAGUGGCAGAAACUAAGCCUAUGUAGUAAUAUUCUUAUUGUCUUACGCUAUGAGAAAAAGGAAAUGAGAAAAUUGAAAUAAACAUAGAAUACCUGACAUGGGCCACAAAGGCAAAGGGUCAGAUGAAUCCACACGUGAAUUCAUCCAGCUGCGAUACAAACUUCGCCACCUUUUUAAUGGCCGGAAACAUCAGUGCGAAAAGGCCUAUAGUCGUAUUGUUGAGGAACUUGGGCUAACAAAUAUCAUAACACCAACCCAGGCCAGGAAAAAAUGGUCCAAUCUACUUCAGAAAUAUAUGGACAUUAAGGGAGGCUACUCGACAGCCAAUGCAGACUGGCCAUACUUCCAAAUACUAGACCAAAUUGUUCCUCUUAUGAGGAAAGAGAAGAUCGAGAAAGUUCCUCCAGCAUCCGUUGACCACAGCGACAUUGAAGCAGCACAGGAGAGUCUGCAAAGCCCCUUAACCACCCCUGUUGUGGCUGCCAGAGAUCCUCUUGGCGUGACGACCGUGGAAUCAGUGAUGGUGUCAGCCCAGCCGUCCACACCUACAGGGGACCAGUGCAAGACGGAGGCGGCAGAUGGGGAGCCUCCGAGAAAGAGAGGGAGGAGUCGCCGUGCAGCCCAGCGAGCAAGGGACAGGUGGUGGGGGGCAGUGGAGGAAGAUGACCUGGGCUCUGACUCAACAAGCUCUGCAGUCAAGGGGGAAAUAUCCGGUCUCCGAAUGUCAAGCAAGUCGUCUAUGAGCGAGAGCCUGGACCCCACACAGAUGGAGGUCCAGACUUUCCAGAUGCUUGAGUCUUGUUCUAAUGCCCUCACAGAUAUCAGAGAGACAUUGAAGAUGCAUGCUGAACAACAGGAAAGCAUCAUGCAGAGCUUACAGCAGACAGUAGUCAGUCAGGGGAACACCAUUAAGGAACUGCUGUCGACUAUGACAAGCCAGAAUGCAACACUGAUUGCCCUCAUGACACAGCUGUCAACAGGCGCUGCACCUCAGCUAGGCAUAGCUAGCAGUAGCUUCAGCCAGCAGAAGCACCGAGAGACGCAGGCAUCCCACCCCCACCAGCAGAACCAGCUCCUCUCGUCGCAACAGAACAUCAUCAGCGCACUUUCCCACGAGACCCAGGACUGCGAGACGUCCCUAGUCGAGAAUUCGGAGCUGUCGGAUGAUAUGACAGGCUUGUAGGGGUGUGAGAUCACCUUGAGUAGGAGAGUUAUCGAUUUUCCUUGCCUAAUAUUUAGGUGUAUCCUGUGGGUUAUUACCCUAGUUUGUUGUUUGCAUCUUGAGAUUUGUUAUGGAAAUUCUUUGGUAUUGUGUGUGGGUGAAAGUGUGAACACUAAUCAGUUCACACACCAAAAUAGUGAGUAACAAUGUACAAAACUUGAUCUGAAAUAAAUGCUUUAUUUUGU
Molecule: messenger RNA, 1845 nt
Organism: Penaeus indicus
Lineage: Eukaryota; Metazoa; Arthropoda; Malacostraca; Decapoda; Penaeidae
Exons: 7
Coding region: 536-1621 (361 amino acids)
Source: RefSeq, a predicted model, not a curated record